GUUCCUGUCAAGCUCGAUGCCUUCGUCUUCAACGAAGAUGUGUGCAACGGCGGCAAAUACGACAGCAAAAUUGCUCCGCUAACACAGCCAAACUACACGUUCCUGCGCCUAGACAGGUCAUGGAUCCAGCACGACGUCCUUGCCCACGCCGACUUGCACGUCACCACGCCUGCAGAAUGCAACUCGCGAUACACGGACCUAGGUACCCACCUACCUCGUAAGAACAGAGAAGGCGUAUACCUACAUUGGAUGAUACCACGACCUUACAGAACCGGGUCAGCUGCGACGGAAGCAGCGGCCAGUCCGCCGGCACAGCGGACCGAGCCGCUAACGACACAGCAGCCAGCACAACGACCAGAAAACCGGCCAAAUCUCAACUUGGAUUCAAGUGCUGGGAAGUUCCAAGAGGCGCCGGCGAGAUGGCUAGUGGUCCGGAAGAUCAACAAUCGAGCAUCGUUGAUUCCAGCGAAUGCGCCUGUCCCCGACGUGGAAUUCUGGGUGAUUGAGAGCGACCGGCGAAGGUCGUUGGACGAGCUCGGUUUCGAUGUCGAUCUUCAAGUCGACGUGUCGCCUUUCAUAUACGCGGAAAAGAAGGGAGACGCCUACAAAGCGGAUAUUAGCGAACAGGCAGAGAUAUUCAUCGGCUGUAAACAACGCGCCGCUGAUUGGACAGGCGAUCAGGAGGGCGUGAAGAAACCACGUGUCUUGUUGAAUCUCCUCAAUAGCUCGAAUCAGCUCUUUGCAGACUACCAGCCGCAUAAUGGCAAUGUUUUCAGUAUGCUAGACGACUUUGCUUACAUUGACCCCACGGAUAAGACAAAGAAACGACUACAGGCAGCCGAUGUGAGUUACUACGUCCUAGGCUGGCACUCUCCCGAACAGAAGAGUUUGUUGUCUGGCUUGAAAGGCACGAGACGGGCAGAGAUUAGCAAACUCGGUAUGGCUUUGGUCAACGACAAUGACAGCGAUCAGGGCGAAUGGCUGAAGUCCACUUCCGACGCUGACUUGAUCUGCCACGGCGCAAUGUACGACGUGCAAUGGAACGCAACAGGGAAGCCAAAAACGCCAGGAGAUUUCUUCGGAAACUUCCUAGCAGACAACCAUCCGGUGGCCGUCGGAACGACCCCGAUGGAUGCUCUCCUCGCCUAUGUCCAUAUCCACAAAGACCUCGACAUUGGUGAGCCGAAGGAGCUUGAACGACGCAUUGAUGCAUUUCAGAAGCUCCUACAAGCCCGAGACGACGGCGUAGAAGCACAACGCGAGGCAGCCGACCUGCUCGUGAGCUGGAACUUCCAGCAUGAAAAUGGUGGGAAACGCUACUUUCUCUCUGGCACGAGUUCUGCCGACGGCGCGAAACCCACCAAACCAGAUGAGAAAGAUGUCACGGCUCUACUGGCACUGAAUCAAACACAACUCCUACUCGAUGUUUGUGAACGUUACAAGAGGCAAGUGCAGUGGAGCCUCUUCUCGCAGUGGUGGAUCUACAAUAGUAGCAGUGCCGAAGCUAGAGACAGUGACGAUACAUAUAAGAUACGGAUCUGUCAGCUUAUGCAAACCGCAAAUAAACUAGACUUGAAAAUUGGUGAUCUAAAGGCCGACGUAGAUUCAAAGACCAAGAAGUUGGCUCUCGCGAAGGCGGGUGUAAGGACGGCAUUCUCACAACAGCGUGACCCUACACUCCUAGUCGGCGGUGUACGCUCCGGUUGGCCGCAUGAUUAUCUAGAGGCUCUACAAGUCCGAAUCGAAUCCCAGGUCAUCCAAGGUGGUGCAAACCCUAUCCUUGAUGAUACCAUUCUAGCAAAGCUCCCCCACAAACUCAAGACUGCCGCAGAGGCAUUGCUAAAAGAGUUCAUCGUUCUGUCUCCAGAGGCGUCGCCGCCCACAUUAACUAAGCCACAGGUGACUCCGCUAUACCACGAUACGGUUCUCAACUACCACAAUAUUCCAGACCCGUCCAAGCCGGAACGUCUUUGGCGGGAUAGGUGGGAAAACAGGCAACCGUGGUUUCCACUAUUCCUUGAAUGGGAGGCAGAGUAUACCCAUGUGGAGUUCCAGCACUGGAAUCUCGAGGAGCGCGCCACCGAUAAAUCCGCUCCUAAAAAGCUGAGAUACAGUAUCGAUAACGCAAGGCCUGUGCAGCAAGUAGCGAAAGAGGAUGGAAAGGACGGGAAGCCAGACACUCGCACCGUCUCGGGUAGAGUCUUGGUCUUGCCGCAACCUAACUUAUCUCUAAAAUCUAAGUUGGAGCAAGUGUUCUCUAGCACCCCUAAGGAGAUCCUUGACGAUACAGGUAUUGAUGACAUCGAAAGGAAGGAGCUGGUUGCGAAGCUUGACGAGUUGGCCUUUCUCUCCGCGCCGCUUUCCGGAUUUAUUAACCAUCUUAUCACUCGAUUUCAGGGUAGCCACAUCAAACCCAAUAUUCGACCUCCGGGAGAGAUUACCAGGCCGAUAGAUAAGGCCACCAAGCCUUCAGCAGGUUUCACUAGCCAGGUUCUAAGCUUUAUCGACGAUGCUACGGACCUGACACCGUAUGGCACUUCCGUAGACUCUAAUAAAAGCUAUUCGCCGUUCAAGCCGGCAACCCAUGGGCAGUUUCGGUUUACCAAGCUCAACAUCAUUGACAAGUUCGGGCAAGCAAUUCACGCCAUUGAUCCGACCCCUUAUCGAGCUGGGCCUCUGCCGUUAUAUGUCACUGUCAGUGAAUUCUUACAACCUCAAUCGCUAGUAGACGACAAAUAUACAGCAAACACCGUCGUUCUUGACAAGCCUGGAUUUUGCCAAUACGCUCAGCUACCUCCACAAAUUAACCAGCUUUGCCGCUUGAACACCGCUUUCCUAAAUCUCAACGAGGAAGCGCCGUACUGGACGCCGGCCAACGAAUGGGACAAUCCGAUUUGGGGUUGGGUUUUGAUUAACUACGCCAAUUUAGGUGUUCAGCUCUUUCUACCUGACGGCACCUUUUUCCGCGAGGUUCGCUUUGGCGGGCCAGAUGGAACCCAGGCCUCUCCUCCGUUCUUACCUUUCGGCCAUGAUGACACAACAGUCAUAGGCAAGGGCGUGAAACAGCUGCAAGCACUUGUUGAUCAAUUCAAAGCGGGGCCAUAUCUACAAGCUUUUGUAGAUAUGAUAACAGAAGCGCUGCAGAAUAGCCCGGCCGCUCCAACCGCUUAUGCCGAAUUUCUUAAUUCGGUUGUUAGCAAGCCGUUCGCUCUUGUAAAUAUUGGAAUGUCGCUGGAGUCUGCACUUGAUGAACAAACGAAUCAAUCUGUGCUCAACCCGAAAAAUGGACCCAGCAAACCCGGCACAGAUUCUGGAGACAAGAUUUACGAGUUCAAAGUUAAAGUUGGAGACGCAGAACGUUUAUUUGACGGCCUGGUCGGCUAUUACAACACCUCAAUAACGCCUGGUGCCACGCCAGUGAUAGAUCUUACUGCCAUCAAUACUUUCUUCACCAAAACGAAAGACAACAUUAAAUCUGACCCGAGGUUGAAUAUCACUACCGAGUCCUUUCCUACUUUGUCAGCUUUCUGGAUCGACCCCACAGAUUUAGAAAGCGCAACAUAUGAGGAGCAGCGCAAUUUGGAAUACUCGAAGCAUGCUUUCGUAGCGUUAGUCAAUCCCUUCACUCCCGUACACGUAUAUUCCUCUAUCCUUCCUAUCCAAUCCCUCUCACUCCCUUCUUGGACAUGGCAGGAUGCCCUCAACAAGAUGACCGCAUUCUUUACUAUGGGACCUUUGAUCAUACCGACAAAUGUUCCGACUUACGAUAAAUCUCACCAAUUAGCCAGUGACAAGAAGCUCACCGACAAGGAGGCGUUAUAUCCAAAGGUCACAGUCCCGAUACCGACUGUUGACCUGGCGGACUGGGCGUGGCUUCAGCCGUAUAUCAGCGAAACGGCAAAGACGGCGGAUGAGCGAACAUGCAUGGCACUAGGAAUCGCCAAGGUCGAUGAAAGACCACGAUUUGAACCAGGGCCGUAUACAGCUUUAGAAGGGUUUUUACAGAUGAGAAGGCCUAUUGUAAGACCCGAUGAA
Molecule: messenger RNA, 4035 nt
Organism: Lindgomyces ingoldianus
Lineage: Eukaryota; Fungi; Ascomycota; Dothideomycetes; Pleosporales; Lindgomycetaceae
Exons: 2
Source: RefSeq, a predicted model, not a curated record